Molecule: messenger RNA, 1325 nt
Organism: Eurytemora carolleeae
Lineage: Eukaryota; Metazoa; Arthropoda; Copepoda; Calanoida; Temoridae
Exons: 17
Coding region: 535-1227 (230 amino acids)
Source: RefSeq, a predicted model, not a curated record
GAUAUGAAAUGAGAACCGUACACUAUUAAACAAUGUACUAAGUACUAUACAGUUACAAAAGUCUUUACAUUGCAUGUGAUAAAACGAUAUGUGCUGAGUACAAUCCUAAAACUAUAUAUACAAACUAUAGAGUACCAGUACACUAAGUUGUUCCUGUGCAGUGCGUGUAUUGGAACUGGAGGGCAAAAUCAAGGAACAUGUGCUCAGAACUUCGGAAUCUGCUGCUUCUAUUCCAUUUCAACCUGUGGAGGUGAAAUAACACGAAACCAGACUUAUAUUCAAAACCCAGGAUACCCUUCUGCUUUCUCUGUUAGUUCGGAUAGAAUUUGCACCUUUAACAUUUAUAGAAUUAACAGUGACGUAUGCCAGUUACGGUUUGAUUUCCCUGUCUUUGAUUUAGGAGGACCCUUCAAGGGCAGUGGUCAGUUGGAAUGUAGCGCAGACACAGAUUGGGUUACUUUUACCCCCGCAGGAGCAAAAACAAAUGGAAUAAACUUGUGUGGAUACAAUCCUGGCCAGCAUGUAUAUAUUGAUAUGGGAACCAGCGCUGCCAGUCCAAGUUUUGCUAAAAUGACAAUGAGUUUUGAUGCUAAUAACCAAGCUAGUAAAGAAAGGUUUUACAACAUUAUGGUCAGUCAGAUAGAAUGCAGUAAAAACUACCAUGCUCCAAUUGGGUGUGACCAGUAUUAUUUUGGGAACCGAGGAACAGGAGUUAUUCAAUCCUUCAACUAUGAUCAACCUACAUCAAACCAAGUUUCAAGGCUUGCAGGAAACCUUCGAACCUGUAUCCGGCGUGAGAAGGAGAUGUGUGUUAUUGGAUACACCCCCCCAGAUGUUGAUUCGGAAAUAAACGGUUUCGCUGUAAACGUGAAUCCAGCCGCUCCAGCAAUUAGAGGUAGAAUGGGUUGUGGAUAUACAGCUACUGGUCCGAACAGCCCUGUAGCUACAGCAGGUUUCUGUACUGACAGCUGGGUCAGAAUUCCUCAGGGAACCAACAAUCUGGGGAAUGCACCAUACGUUUUGACAGCUCCACCUGCCUUCAUUGCUUGUGAUAGAUUUUGUGGUAAACGACUUUGUAAUUUGGACGGAGGAUGUAGCAGCUCGGACCAUCUUACAAUCUAUAGCAAAAUCAGACCUUUUGAACUUCAGACGGAAUUCGCUCCAAUAACUUCUGCCCAGCCAAACAGAGGUUAUAAGCUUAAUUACUUCCAACAGCCGUGUAAUUAGAAGGCUUGACACAAGAAAAGAAGAAUCUCAAGAAGUAGUGUUUAUAUAUCAGAUUGUUAAUCUUAGUUAUGUAUUUUGAAAUAAAAUUGGUGAUAGUA